AUGGCGGCAAACUCGCCAAACCCCGUUCCUUUCUCCGAGCCGCCCUACCUGCGCGGGCUCCCAAAUCCAUACAUCACGCCCGCCCACCUUCGCUUCCAGAAAGCAUGCCGCAAAUUUGCCUGGGAGAAUCUGAUUCAACAUGCGAUGGAAUGGGAGAAGGCUGGGACUGUCCCCGAGCAUGUUUUCCACACCUUCUGCAAGGCCAACAUGCUCUUGCCCAACAUGCCCGCCCCGCUUCCCGUGGACUGGCUCAAGCGGUUGGGGAUCAAUGAUAUCUUGGGAGUCAAGGUGGAGGAUUGGGACUAUACCUAUACCGGUAUUUAUUGUGAUGAGAUGGGACGGUCAGGUUUGAGUGGUCCUAGUGGCUCAUUAAAUGCCGGUUUCGCCUUUGGCAUUCCCCCAAUUGUCAAAUUCGGUAGCAAGGAGCUACAGGAGCGAUUCCUCCCAGAUCUUCUCACGGGCAAGAAGCGAGCUUGUAUUGCGAUCACAGAGCCCGAGGCCGGUAGUGACGUUGCGAACAUUACUACAACUGCCGUCAAGACCGCAGACGGCAAGCACUAUAUCGUCAAUGGAACAAAGAAAUGGAUCACAAACGGUAUUUGGUCUGACUACGCAACCAUGGCCGUCCGGACUGGCGGAAAGGGAGCCUCUGGUCUCUCCGUGCUAGUCGUGCCUUUAAAGAACCAUCCCGGUGUCUCAAUGCGCCGACUGAAGGUCUCGGGCCAGAUUACCGGUGGAACGACCUAUAUUGAGCUGGACGAUGUUAAGGUGCCCGUGUCGAAUAUCGUUGGCAAAGAAGGUGAUGGCAUGCGUAUCAUCAUGACCAACUUCAAUCACGAGCGACUCAUCAUUGCCGUCGGUGUUACUCGCCAGGCUCGUGUGGCUCUAUCUGCUGCGUUCUCCUACUGCCUCAAGCGUGAAGCAUUUGGGAAAACACUCAUGGAUCAACCUGUUGUGCGUCAUCGGCUCGCCAAGGCUGGUGCCGAGCUUGAGACCAUGUGGGCCUGGGUUGAGCAGAUCCUCUACCAGUUGAGCCAUAUGACCAAAGAAGAAGGCGAUCGUCAGCUUGGUGGGUUGACUGCCUUGGCAAAGGCCAAGUCGGCGAUGGUCCUAAAUGAGUGCGCUCAGGUUGCUGUCCUGUUGUUUGGUGGCAAUGGCUUCACUCAAACCGGUCAGGCAAUUCUCCGUGAUGUCCCUGGUGCUCGCAUUCCGGGUGGCUCAGAAGAUGUCUUGCUCGACUUGUCCGUGCGUCAGUUAGUCAAGAUCUACCAAGCACAGGAGAAGAAGCUAGUCCAGAGCUCAAAGAUCUGA
Messenger RNA from Penicillium atrosanguineum, 1311 nucleotides. RefSeq names its product acyl-CoA dehydrogenase family protein. Gene Ontology annotation, molecular function: flavin adenine dinucleotide binding; oxidoreductase activity, acting on the CH-CH group of donors. The transcript has 4 exons. Lineage: Eukaryota; Fungi; Ascomycota; Eurotiomycetes; Eurotiales; Aspergillaceae. The coding region runs from base 1 to 1311 and encodes 436 amino acids. The record is from RefSeq and is a predicted model, not a curated record.